AAAUCAAAUUGUAGCUGUUAAUGACAUUCCCGGAGCAGUGGUGUGAACGCAGCCCGCCAGAUGGGAUGAGUCUACUCGAAGGAGGGAGGGCGAGAAGAAGCAACUCGAAGAUGAUCAGACCGAAAACACGACCAUCACUCAAAGAUUUGCCGAAACGCACGUCGUUGCUUCGGUGGAAUCGCGGACAAAGUCCUCGUGAGUAGCGUCACCAUGGAACUAGGUUGUAGCUGCUGCUAUUCUUUUCUCCCUUGAGACCGUUUUCUCGCAGGUUGAAGCGCAUUGUAGCAGUAGAACGAGGUGUUUAGAGUUCCUGCUGGGAUUCAUAUUCAGGUGUAAAGGGGUGGAGGUAGAGGAAGAGGAAGAGCAAGAACAAGAGCCUGAGGAUUGAGCAAGCAUGUCAAGUGAGGGGAGGACCCGCUGUCAAGUGGUGGUCGUGGGCGACCAAGGCACGGGGAAAUCCAGCCUCAUUGCUGCAGUGGCGACGGAUUCGUUUCCCGAGAAGUGCCCUCCUGUGUUGCCGCCCACCCGACUGCCUCAUGACUUCUAUCCUGAUCGUGUCCCCCUCACUAUCAUUGAUACGUCGUCCAGGCAAGAAGAUAAGUCCAAGAUGGAGAUGGAGUGCAAGAAAGCAGACGCAAUAGUUCUGGCUUAUGCAUGCGACAGACCUCAAACACUUGAGCGACUAUCUACUUACUGGUUGCCCGAGCUUCGGGCUUUACAAAUCAAAGUGCCCAUCAUUGUAGUCGGCUGUAAACUUGAUCUUCGUGAUGAUUGCCAACCUAGUCUCGAACAAGUAAUGGCUCCACUAAUGCAUGAGUUUCGAGAAAUUGAGACCUGUAUAGAGUGUUCGGCUGUCAAGCAAGUUCAGGUCGCUGAGGUCUUUUAUUAUGCUCAAAAAGCCAUUCUACAUCCAACUGCCCCGCUUUUUGACCAAGAAUUACAGACUCUGAAGCCACGUUGUGUACGUGCAUUGAAGCGAAUAUUCAUAUUGUGCGACCACGAUAGGGAUGGAACUCUGAAUGAUGCGGAACUUAACGAUUUCCAGGUGAAAUGCUUCAAUGCACCUUUGCAGCCAACUGAGAUAGAAGGGGUAAAAAAAGUGGUUUCAGAGAAGAUGGCUGAUGGCGUGAGCAACAACGGGCUGACGCUUACUGGUUUCUUUUUCCUUCACGCUUUGUUCAUCGAACGGGGUCGGCUGGAAACUACUUGGACUGUUUUAAGAAAGUUUGGGUAUGACGACGAGAUUAAGCUUCGAGAUGACCUGGUGGCGAACCCGGCGUUCAAGCGAGCAUCCGACCAGAGCAUUGAGUUGACUGAGAAAGCGUUAGAUUUUUUGAAAGGAGUAUUUUCUGCUUUUGAUCUUGAUGGGGAUUGUGCUCUUAGACCGCAAGAGCUCGAGGAUCUAUUCUCUACAGCUCCUUCCAGCCCUUGGGAGGAUCCGGCCUACAGCGACGCUGCUGAAACCAACUCUGUGGGAGGAUUGACGCUGAAUGGCUUUUUGUCAUUGUGGGCACUGAUGACUUUGCUGGAGCCCCAGAAAAGUUUGGCGCAUCUUAUAUACAUAGGUUACCCCGGAGAUCCAGCUUCAGCAUUUCGGAUCACGCGUCGUCGUCGUAUUGAUAAGAAGCGGCAACGCUCACAGCGGGUGGUGUUUCAAGCUUAUGUGUUUGGGUCACAUAACAGUGGAAAAUCAGCCCUACUGAAUGCGCUUGUCGGGAGGCCCUACAAUGAAGCCCCUGGACAUACCAAAGGAGUUCACCGCACGGCAAACGUAGUUGAACAGAUUGGGGGAUCCAGGAAAACGCUGAUAUUGAGGGAGGUCAAUGAGGAAUCUGUUACAAGCCUCCUGGGGAAGAAGGACGCCCUGACGGAUUGCGAUGUAGCUGCUUUUGUCUAUGACAGCUCUGACGCAGCGUCUUGGAACCGAGCUCAUGAAUUACUGGUCGCGGUAGCAGCUUACGGAGAGAUGAAUGGUAUGGAAAUGCCUUGUUUACUAAUUGCUGCCAAGGACGAUCUUGACCCUGACUCGUCAUGUUCACAAAAUGCAAUACGGGUUUGCAAUGAAAUGGGAGUUGAACCUCCUAUAUCAGUGAGCAUGAAGUUAGGAGAUAUUGGCAACUUGUUCCGACGAAUUGUUGAUGCUGCUCAACGUCCACACCUGAGUAUACCUGAAACAGAACAAGGCAGGGUUAACAAGCACUAUCGACGCUUGAUUCAGCGGUCUCUCACAGUUGCUGCUGUUGGAACGACUGUUGCAAUUGCCGGCAUUGCACUUUAUCGGGUAUACGUUAGGCGGAAAGAGAAUUCUUAGGGAAGUGUCUGACAAAAUGGCAUACUGGGUGACUCUCAUUUAGGAAAGAGUUGGGGAGUUAAGAUCAAAGUCUUUUGGUCGUUGGAUUGAUGGUGGCAAUGUACUGGAUAAAUUGGACGGUGUACCCCUCCGAAUUUAUCUUCCUCUGAUGGUUACGAUGUCAACAAUCACACUGUCUGAUGGUUCGUACAUGUGUCUUACCUUGGUAUUUCUGAUAUUUUUGCAGCUUAUUAUUGUAGACCACAUUAACCUGGUUUCUUUGUGAGGUAUUAUGAAAGUACACAGGGGAGAGUGCUGUUUAGAUGAAAAUCACGUUCAGGAAAUACGAGCUGAGACCAACUACUUAAUAGUCAUUAUCAUU
Molecule: messenger RNA, 2672 nt
Organism: Physcomitrium patens
Lineage: Eukaryota; Viridiplantae; Streptophyta; Bryopsida; Funariales; Funariaceae
Product: mitochondrial Rho GTPase 1
Biological process (GO): mitochondrion organization
Cellular component (GO): mitochondrial outer membrane
Molecular function (GO): calcium ion binding; GTP binding; GTPase activity
Source: RefSeq, a predicted model, not a curated record